AAUAAUCCUAAAUGUGUCUACAAGAUCCAUCGUUGCCUCGUCUUCAAAAUAAUCUGACAAAAUCACUCUCAUUCUCAGCCCUCUACUUGUACAAAGAUUCAAAAAACUAGUAAUUGUUAGUAUACUUUUAGUACAGUCAAGUCAACAUGGAGAAAAACAACGAAAAAUGUAUGAAAGAUAAUUCAAGCGGGUUGAAGAGUUACAUUGAAAAAAGUGAAAUCGUCCUAGUGAGGGACGUUACGAAAAGAAGAAAGUUUUGACAAACGUUCGAAUUUUUUAUACCCUUCAGGACCUUUCGAAAUUUCUAGAAUUUAAAACUGAAUUGAUCACGUGAUAAUGGCUAGCAAAGUGAGACAACUAAUCGCCAAUAAAGAGAUGAGAGAUUAUCUCAUGAGCACCCACUUUUGGGGACCAGUAUUCAAUUGGAUGAUUCCAAUUUCUACAAUAAGCGAUAUCCAAAGAGAACCAAAAUAUAUAAGUGGAAAUAUGACUCUAGCACUUUCACUUUACUCACUGGUAUUUAUGAGGUUUGCAGUGAAAGUUAACCCCAGGAAUCUAUUGCUCUUUUCAUGCCAUGUAGUAAACUUUGGAGCGCAACUUACUCAAGGAUAUCGAUUUUUGCAGUAUCAAAGAACAUUGAAAAAUAAAAAUAUUUAAGAAAUAAGAAUUAAGUACUCAUAGUUAGGAAAAAAUUUCAUCGCGUGAAUGAUUCUUAUUUUUAUUGUAACGUGUUUGUCUCAUUUUUUUGGUACUUCAAAUUAAUUGUUUUUGUAAUACGUGUACCAAAAGUUCCCCUUCCCAUGCUUGUAUCACAAAUUGCUAUUGUCACUGAAACCUGAUGGGGAAUUUAAAAUAAUUUUCAUAGCCCAUGCACGAUUUCUACCCUUUUCGUAGCCUAUGAAGCUAGCCAUAAAUUCUACUUUUCAGUCUCUAGGGAGAAACGGGUGCUUUUCACGCCCUAGGGCGUAAAGAGUGUCAUCAGAGUUAAAUAAUGAAAAUUAACAAGCGAUCAGUGUAUCGCGUUGACAGAUUGGACAACUCAGAGCUAUAAAUGACUAUCAUUAACAAUAAAUUAUAUAAAGGGUCUGAAAUAAUGCAUUUCUUGUAAAAACUAUCGUAUGUACGAAAUAGGGAGGAAAAUUUUUGAGUUUCGCGUAUUUUUUCAGUGGUUUAAAAAAGACUCUCACAUAUGCUAUACAAUGUUUCAGUAGAUUGAUCAAAAGACUUUGUUUUUAUUUAUUAUUUUAGUCAGAAAUGACUCAUUAUUAUUUAUGUAAUAAUACUACUCUAUUUUACCUCUUCUGUACAAAAUAUUAUUUUAUUGGUUCUAAAAAUCUAGUUUUAUGUUGCACGAGAUUCAUUUACAAUAUUCAGAUUAUAGUUUAAAUAGUCA
This is a messenger RNA of Belonocnema kinseyi, 1393 nucleotides long. RefSeq names its product mitochondrial pyruvate carrier 1-like. Gene Ontology annotation, biological process: pyruvate import into mitochondria. The transcript has 4 exons. The record is from RefSeq and is a predicted model, not a curated record. NCBI's taxonomy places the organism in Eukaryota, Metazoa, Arthropoda, Insecta, Hymenoptera, Cynipidae. Gene Ontology annotation, cellular component: mitochondrial inner membrane. The coding region runs from base 337 to 657 and encodes 106 amino acids.